Messenger RNA from Botrytis sinoallii, 1485 nucleotides. RefSeq lists its product as uncharacterized. Gene Ontology annotation, biological process: GABA catabolic process. The transcript is spliced from 2 exons. NCBI's taxonomy places the organism in Eukaryota, Fungi, Ascomycota, Leotiomycetes, Helotiales, Sclerotiniaceae. Gene Ontology annotation, cellular component: mitochondrion. Gene Ontology annotation, molecular function: pyridoxal phosphate binding. The coding region runs from base 1 to 1485 and encodes 494 amino acids. The record is from RefSeq and is a predicted model, not a curated record.
AUGGCUUCCCUAAGAGCUGCCGCCCGAUUGCCUCCCAUGGCUUCAAGGGCCCUUCCACGAGCUGUACGAACAUACGCCACUACGAGUGUCAAACCAUUCUUCACUGGUGAGCCAGAGAGACCACAUGUCAAAACUGCCAUUCCAGGCCCAGAAUCCCAAAAGGCAAUUGCAGAAUUGGAUAAAGUGUUUGAUACUAGAAGUUUGAACAUGCUUGCCAAUUAUCAAAAGAGUUUGGGUAACUACAUUUCGGAUCCAGAUGGGAAUGUUUUGUUGGACGUUUAUGCCCAAAUCGCAUCCAUUCCAGUUGGUUACAGCAAUCCUCAUCUCCUCGAAGCCGCACAAUCCGAACAAAUGGCAUCUGCCAUCAUUAACCGUCCUGCCCUUGGCAAUUUCCCUUCGCACGAUUGGGCCGAUAUUAUCAAGACGGGUAUCUUGAAGGUAGCACCAAAGGGUCUCGAUCAGGUGUUCACUGCCAUGGCGGGUUCGGAUGCCAAUGAGACUGCAUACAAGGCUGCAUUUAUGUAUCGUCGACAACAAGAGCGUGGUGGUGCACAUGUGGAAUUCUCAGAGGAAGAUAUUGCUUCAUCUAUGCUUAACCAAGCACCAGGUGCUCCUCAAUUGUCUAUCAUGUCUUUCAAGACUGCCUUCCAUGGACGUCUUUUCGGUUCCCUUUCCACCACUCGCAGUAAGCCAAUUCACAAGCUCGAUAUUCCUGCUUUCGAUUGGCCACAAGCUACUUUCCCUCUUCUCAAAUACCCACUCGAGGAUCAUGUCGUGGAGAACCAGAAGAUCGAGGAAGAAGCUCUUGCCGAUGUUGAACGUAUCAUCACCACUCACCACCUCCCACCUUGUGCCGUCGUAGUCGAACCCAUUCAAUCCGAAGGAGGAGACAACCACGCCUCACCCGCCUUCUUCCGCGGUCUCAGGGCCCUCACCAAAAAACACAACGUCCUCCUCAUCGUCGACGAAGUUCAAACUGGUGUCGGCGCCACCGGUAAAUUCUGGGCCCACGAACAUUGGAACCUCGACACUCCUCCCGACAUGGUCACCUUCUCCAAGAAGGCCCAAACCGCCGGUUACUACUUCGGAAACCCAGAGCUCCGUCCCAACAAACCAUACCGUCAAUUCAACACCUGGAUGGGAGACCCAGCUCGUGCCAUCCUUUUCCGUGCCAUCAUUGAGGAAAUCGAACGUUUGGAUUUGGUUAACAACACCGCCAAGGUUGGAGAUUAUCUCUACGGAGAGCUCGAACGUCUUGCCAAGCAAUAUCCAGGAGAGAUCCAAAACUUGAGAGGCAAAGGACAAGGAACUUUCCUUGCCUUUGACAGCAACCGCAGAGAUGAGGUCCUCAAGAAGGCCAAGAGUGUCGGUAUCAACAUUGGAGGUUCUGGCGAGCGAGCCGUUCGUCUCAGACCUAUGUUGAUCUUCCAAGAACACCACGCCAACAUCCUGUUGGAAGGUCUUGAGAAGAUUUUCAAAUCCUAG